ACGAAUCAUCCUAAUAAUCCUCCAUUAGCUGCAAAUGCUCCCUGCUCGACAUUAUUUGUAGCUAAUCUCGGGCAAUUUGUUUCAGAACAUGAGCUCAAAGAGGUUUUCUCGAGCUACAAAUGGGCCGCAAUUGCUGAUACUAAAUGGUUAUCAACAACAGCAGCAUAAUGCUAUGCUUCAUCAUCAUCACCAUCAUCAUCAGCAUCAUCAGCAUCAGCAUCAGCAUCAUAAUCAUCAGCGUCAACAUAUGCUAAUGCCACCUCCAGUAGCGGCUGCAGCAGCGGCAGCAGCAGCAGCAGCGCAAUACAUCAAUUGUAAUUCGAUGGCCGGCGGCGUUUCAACUGCAAUUCAAUUUAAUAAUAGCACCAACAACAACACAAUUAAUACAACUACUUCUACUAUUAUCAAUGCAAAUAAUAUUGUUAACAAUAAUAAUAAUAAUAAUAAUAAUAAUAAUAAUAAUCGUUCUACUGCACUACCGACUACUGUUGUUGUAAAUUCACUACAGCACCAACUUCAUCCAACUCAGCACCAAAAUCAUCUCUUUAGAGACAUGAGUUUGCAAUUUUCUUCUGAAAGCAUGUUGAGAAGUUUGGAUUUAUUCCAAGUUCUUAUUUAAGAACGCAUACACUUAAAGAGGUAACGGACAUACCGUACCUUUACUUUGCACGAGGGAUGCGGGCAUGAUUUUUCCUUUUAAUAUUAAUUGAGGAGCGGGUAUGGAAUCAAGGCAUGAUCUAUUGAAUAAAAAAAUCGAACGUGAUUUGCAGCCACAGCAACAUCAUCACCAUCACCAGCAUCAACAUCAUCAACAACAUCAACAAUUUCUAAUGACAACACCGACCUGACCCAUUACAACAACAUCUGCAUUAACCAAUCAACUUCAACAACAGCCCCCUCAUCGUCUUCAACAUCAGCAGCAUCAGCAGCAUCAACAGCAUCAGCAGCAGCAGCAUCAUCAACAACAACAA
Molecule: messenger RNA, 971 nt
Organism: Glossina fuscipes
Lineage: Eukaryota; Metazoa; Arthropoda; Insecta; Diptera; Glossinidae
Product: probable serine/threonine-protein kinase MARK-A
Exons: 4
Coding region: 89-619 (176 amino acids)
Source: RefSeq, a predicted model, not a curated record